Capsicum annuum is the source of this 1166-nucleotide messenger RNA. RefSeq lists its product as uncharacterized. The record is from RefSeq and is a predicted model, not a curated record. Bases 275 to 856 code for a protein of 193 amino acids. Lineage: Eukaryota; Viridiplantae; Streptophyta; Magnoliopsida; Solanales; Solanaceae. The transcript has a single exon.
AAAAUAUCCUCCAUAAUAAAUGAGGGAGCACUAGUUAUUUUGGUACUAUUUAAAGAGUCAAAAGAGCCUCUCAAACUCACAACAUAUCAAAUUCCCUAAGCUGAUCCUCCCUUCCCUCUUUUCUAUUUCUUUACAAAAUAAAAAAUAAAAAACUAUUCUCUCUGCAUAUAUGCAUAUAUAAAAAUAUACAUAUAAGUUUUUCUGUUGAAGUCAUUGUUGUUCAUCAUUUGAUAGAAGAAUUAAUUUUCAUCUAACAAAUUAAAGAAGCAUAUAUAUGGAUGGUUCAUCAGCAGCAGCUGCUGCACGUAGCAAAAAUACCACCACUACUCCUUCAAGAAACCACCCAACAACCGCCGUCAAGAACCACCGCCGCGUGGCAGCCGUCGACGAUCCGAUCGAAUGCACAGGCAAAUUCUGCAUGUCAUGUACAGCUGGCGUCGUCGCCGAUUGCGUCGCAUUAUGUUGCUGUCCGUGUGCAGUAAUUGACAUUUUAGCCCUUGCAUUUCUCAAAAUGCCAUGGACUAUGGUGAGAAAAUGUUUUGGGAAAGGUAAAAAAAUGGGAAAGAAGAAGGAAAAGGAGAGAAGUUACAGUUACCGUGACUGUGUUACGUAUGAUUUGGAUAGUAUAGAUGGAAGAAUUUCAACAAGAUCAGUUAUAGAUGAAGAUAUUAUUAUUACAGCAAAUGAGAAGGAGUCAUUGGGAAUUGUUAUUGCAGAACAAGACAAAAAUAAUAUUAGUUCUAAUAAGUUUGACAAUGCAGAAGAGUUUUGGUUAGACUUGUAUGAACAAGUUGGUCAUUUGGGAUUUGGCAGAGUUUCUUACACUGGAAUUCCAACUCAAGGUAACAGUGGGUAAUUUUUUUUUACUGUUGUUUGGAUUUACGCGAAGUAAACUUGAGAUUUUCAAGAUAUGGAUUUUGAGAUGGAGUACUACUUACUAUAUAUGGGAGAAUCAUGUAUAGUGAAGGGGAAAAGAGCAAAUUAGCAAGCUCGAUUAGAAUAUUUUGGGUUUUGAACUGUAAAAAACCACCAAUUUGUUUCUUGUGUUUGUGAAAUGUACAGUUUAUUGCUACUACUAUUAGUUACUGUGUCCUUUUCUUUAUCACAGAUUUUGUUAACUUGUUCUUAAUAUCCAAGGAUGGGGUAUGGAAUAAUUGCAUAACAUG